GUGGGAAACAUACACACAAACGUGUGUGCGAAUGGAUCGAGGUCAAAUAUGAAAAAAAAAAAUAUUUGUGUCAGACUAUAGGCAAAGACUUGUUGGGCUACUCAAAAGUUUUCUCAAACAUGAUAUCAUUGAAGCCCAAUCAUUUGACUUGCUUCUCCCUUUAAAUUCCUUUGGGACAUGUCCAGUCUAGAAAAAAAAAACAACAACUUUAGAAGACAGGGUUUCAUGGCCAUGGCCUCUCAGUAAGUCAAUCAUUUAAUCACAGAUAAAUCCGGACACAAAACCAGCCAUAACACGCAUUCAUUGCACGCUCCAGCAAGACUGGAGGUCACCGUCGCUGCUGGAGCAACGUGGUUGUGGGAGGCCCUCUGCCAAGUCACGUGCAGCCCAGCCAGCCGAUGUCAAGAACUUACACCUGGUCACGCUACCUGUAAGAAAUGUUAUAAAGGUGCAAGCCUUUCAUAGUGAUUUUUGUGCCGAGAACAAGUCAGCAAGGAAUAAUGGACGCUGCAAGAGGUUAUCUUAUGAGAAAUGAAAACGCGAUGGAGACACUGCCUCAGAGAGCUGAAAAAGAUUUUAAAAGUAGUCAUUGUGCCAUCUCCUUUUUUCCCAAAAUAAGCAAGAAAAAAAGAAGAAACAGAGUUCAUAUACACAAAACGAACUAAUUAAUGUAUGAAUGCAUGAACAGCACACAAGCAACCGAUAGAAAGAACACAUAAUAAACAUACGAAUGAACAAUCUAAUGAGUAAAUGAGCUUACAAUUAUUAUUAACUUGCCGACAAAAUAAAUAAUGUUCAAACAGACAAAACAAACAAAAUCAAAGAAAGAAAAAAUAAAAGAAAGACUAUAAAAACUAAUGAAAAUUUGCAAGUACUGUACAGUCGAUUCUCUGUCUCAGACAGUACCUCGUCACCACCCCACCUACCCCUAAUGUACCACCCAAGAAAGUUGUCAUGUUAGCGAGAGGAUUAAACAUUGUUCUGCUUUCAACGCUAUCGUGAGCGACGGACGAUGAAGAGCGCGUUUGAAAAGCAACAGGCGUCAGCAGGGCGCUGAGGUUCAGAGCAGAACAACUGUUUCCAGUUUCGCAAAGUUUUGCAACACCAUCGCCAGAUGCGACUUCCCGCACUCAAAUCUGCCAUCACUGUCAUCGUCAUUGCUACAGUUCUUAAAUGCAACUUCAAGCUUUUUUUAAAGUCUUUUCGUCGUCCUCUUAGAAAUUCAAGCAACGAUUACAGUCACCAUGCGACGUCCACCAGGUCACACGACUUUAGCCCAACAUUCAAGAUGUUGGACAACAUUCAAGAGAAAUCAGCUGGGAACACUGAGAUGCCAUCGUGUCUCGACGGUCGCCCUGUUGCCAGAGUUGCGUCCCAGCAAAAGAGAAGACAACCAACUGAUGGCAAGUCUGUAAGUCCGAUGGCUGAACAGAAGCUGAUAGAACUAGCUGAAGCCGCCGCAUCCUUAACGGAUGCCGAAGCCAAAGCGUGCAUCAACAACGGUGACCACCCAUGCGGCGGCGUCGUCAUCAGCGGUGGCAGUAGUAAAACAAAAAUCUCACAGCCAGUCGUUCUUGACGACGAGAUGCCCCCUGUCAUGUCCAACACCUUCUGCCCGGUCGGUUACGUCACUAAGCCCCGCCCGCAAUAUGUCAAGCGACUGUUCGACGUCAACUUUCCUUACCCCGAGAUUUCCUAUCCGUACCACGGGGGUCUGCCUCUCAGUCCUAGCUUCACGGAGGCAUCGCCGUUUUUCCGGGCCGACCACCACGUGGUGGCAGAGGAGGAUGCUGCUAAGGAAAUCCCUGACCUGGAGAUGGAGACGCUGGACCUGACGUCUACUACCUCUCUGACGCCUUUGAAGGCCUUGGACCUCCUGAGCGACGUCAGCAGCCGGGUGGUGGUGGCGCCGGAAGUGCCCGUUAGUGGCGGCGGGGGUCUUGAUUACGUCAGCAGCAAUCUAAGCGUUGUGACCCUGCGGGUUCCAGACUCCUCACUCCCCGUCUCCCAAACGCUGGGAGCCACCGCGCAAUCCGAGAGUGAGUACUCCCUGCAUGACAUCAAAAUGCGACUGGAGGUCAGGGCCAACACCGGAGAUUUUCCGCCCUCGGAGCCUUACGUUUCCAGCGAGGGUGCGACUUUUCUGAACGACGAAUUGCCUAUGGAAUCGGUGGGCAGCGGCGAACUCAGAAACAUCCGCGACUGCCUGCAGCAGCAGAAAGGAGCAGUAGGGUGGGCUGGGAACGCAGAGCAGGUGGACAUCAGGGCGCAGAAGUACUUCAGCUACUGGUCCCCCCAUCCACAUGUGCAAACGUACCUGGAGCCUGUCCACCACUUUCCCGCCACGUCCUCUGCAACUGCAACGGCCGCGGCAGUUGCUACGCUUCCAGAGAUUAGCGUCUUUGUUCCACCAAACGCUCAAUCCAAGUCCGCCGCACAAUACUCCUAUAGCAACCACGCCAUGGCACUGCCCCACGCUGAAUAUCACCAACAGCAAACAGCACGCUACUACAAAGCGGAGACCACUGUCGAUGCCAAGGCGUCAGUCAUAAAAAUGUUUUCAAACACGCGAGCCAAGGGAAGGGCUAUCUACAAAAUGUACCCCCCGAUGCCGCCUCCUUUGCAGUUAAUGGGAGGCAGGACCCCAGCAACGGUCCUGAAUGCGUCUGAAAAUCGCAGUGAGGAGCUGAACCACGUGAUCAAGACGGACAUCGAGACAGAGGCCGCCCCGCAAUUCGAUCCGCUAAGCAUCGUGGUUGAGGAGGUCUGCAGCCAGCCCCACGAGAAGGAGAUUCUAGAUCCGUUUCGAGACUCCCUUGUCGACGGCAGCGUAAACCGGAACAGGAAAUCUGUCCUCUGCUGCCGGAAGUGUUUCCGUUGUCCAUCGUCCAGCGCCGAUUUUUGCCUGCUCAGUAGCCCUGGGGAAAUGCCACGUGGCCAUGCGCGAAAGCUGAAGAUUAAGUUGAAGAAAGAGCCGGGCGAUGCAGUGACCAAAAACAUCCACAGUGCCGCUGUCGUGAUUCGACGCUCAAGGCUAAACUCUACUCUGAGUUGUCCGUUCUGCCCACGGUUCUUCGCGAACACCAGCAAUGUUGCGCGCCAUAUCCGCAUUUUCCACCCUGCCAACUACAAGCCACGUCGCACCCUCACUCAGAACGUGUGCAAACCCCUCGCGAGGUCAAAUGGUUGGCGGUGCAAGUCUGCUAACGCUGUCUCCGUCGGGAUCCAGUGUACUCUGGCCUCUAGCGCAGCCGAUGACGCCAUGGUCGGAAGCGUGCUCUACCCUACCACGACGACGAUAACCAAAAGUAAAGGCUCGACCCCCGACUAUGCAGCGGAGAGCACGGCCGGCAAGUCGGACGGUGGACGUGCCGUCGUCACGUCAUCCUUCUCUGGAACCGAUCGGAGUUGGGGCGCGCGCACGCCUCGAGACAAAAGUAAAUCUACAAAAGUCAGCGCCGAGACCGAUGUCUCGUCUUCGCUGACACCGCGUCCAGCUAAGACGAGAGAGAGGAAAACGAAGCAGAGGAAGACUUCCGUUACUGGUUCUAUUCCUCCCCCUCCUCUGGUUCUACCUCCAUCUGUGAACGCCACCAAACGCGGAAGCGUCACUUACUCUACACCUCGACAACAUUCCUCCCCCAAACGGAGCCUGCCUUCAUCAGUGAAGAAGCUGUCGCACAAGUUCUCGUCGUCUCCCUCCUCGACCGAAAACUUACCUUCCAGCACCUCCAUCCGGCCCCUCAACUUCCGAACGAAGCCGCGGACGCGGGUGAACUCCAAAAUCCCGUGCCCCUACUGUCCGCGGUUCUUCUCUGUCAUGUCUAACCUCAAGCGCCAUACCCGGAUGCAGCACAGCGACGUCUUUGUCUUCGAUUGCAACGUCUGCCUCCGGAAGUUCUCCAUGAGGCGCACUCUCAAGAAGCACAUGCUGGACCAUGCACACGACCGCCCGUUCCAGUGCGCAGACUGUCUGUCGAGGUUCGAGUUUCGAGAUCAGCUGCGUGUACAUGGUCAGAGGCACGUGAUCGAGAAGUUCCCAUGCCACGACUGCGGGCUGACCUUCUACACCCUCAACCACCUGAAGCAACACCUGCAACUCCACCACUGACUGCUACGGUGUCCGCAUGACCAAGAAAGAAG
Molecule: messenger RNA, 4143 nt
Organism: Pomacea canaliculata
Lineage: Eukaryota; Metazoa; Mollusca; Gastropoda; Architaenioglossa; Ampullariidae
Exons: 5
Coding region: 1115-4111 (998 amino acids)
Biological process (GO): regulation of transcription by RNA polymerase II
Molecular function (GO): DNA-binding transcription factor activity; RNA polymerase II cis-regulatory region sequence-specific DNA binding
Source: RefSeq, a predicted model, not a curated record